AUGCAGAGAGCAUGGGGCCUCCACAGAGAGGCGAAGUUCAGAGAUCUGGGUGGUAAUGUUUUUGAGGUUCAGUUUGGCAGCGAAGGAGACUGGAAGCACGCCAUGUUUAAUGGCCCGUGGCAGUAUGAUUUCAAUGCCCUUAUUCUCAAGGAGUAUGAGGAGAAUGUUCGGCCAUCGGAGAUGGUGUUUGAUAAGAUUGAGGUUUGUGUCCAAGUCCGAGAUCUGCCACCAGGGAAGAGAACGAAGGCUUUUGGAGAGGCUCUUGGCAACUGGCUAGGAGAAGUGAUUAGGGUGGAUGUUGAUGAAGAGGGAAGAGCAAGAGGACAACACCUGAGGGUUAGAGCCAAAAUUUCGGUCUAUGAGCCUUUGGUCAGAGGUUUCUAUCUGAAAUCCUCACUGGAAGAUAAGCAGGGACAGUGGUUUGACUUUCAUUAUGAGAAGAUGCCUCAUUUUUGUUUUGAGUGCGGACGGUUAGUUCAUGUGAAUGGAAUUUGUGAGCCACCAGUUGAAUCUACAGAUCAGUGGGGUGGGUGGCUCAGGGCGUCCCCUGGAAGAGGCAACCCGACGAAGGAAGGCUCUCUAGGAGCUGCUGCAGGCUCUAGCAACAGCUUUGCAAGCGGUAGAAGUGGAGACAGCGAAAAUCGCCGAACUGGACAGCCAGUAGUUCGGGAGGUUCCAACUAAAAGAAAUCUAAAUGCCCAGUUUGCGCGUUCGGCUGACUCGCGCACUGGCGCCGAGUACAGACCGAGGGGAGAGUAA
This is a messenger RNA of Aegilops tauschii subsp. strangulata, 759 nucleotides long. NCBI's taxonomy places the organism in Eukaryota, Viridiplantae, Streptophyta, Magnoliopsida, Poales, Poaceae. The record is from RefSeq and is a predicted model, not a curated record.